Camelina sativa (false flax) is the source of this 505-nucleotide messenger RNA. RefSeq lists its product as uncharacterized. Gene Ontology annotation, cellular component: chloroplast; respiratory chain complex I. The record is from RefSeq and is a predicted model, not a curated record. Lineage: Eukaryota; Viridiplantae; Streptophyta; Magnoliopsida; Brassicales; Brassicaceae.
CUAAACAAAAAAUUAAUAAGGAAAAGAAUAAUUGAAAAUCCCUAAAUCGCAAUUUUGGGAAGAAGGGAAAGGGAUCUCUCAAUCUCUGGCUGUAUCGGAUGGCGUCGUCAAGGGAUCCUUCAAAAGCAGUAGUAAUGGAGAGGAAGAAGAAAGGAGCUCCGAUCAAAUUCUUGGUGCCUCUCAUUUACGCGCCUGCUCUUCCUUUGAUCCGCUUGACUUUGAGGCAUAAACCAGUUCUCAGAGACCGUCUCUUCGGUCUUGUCCUCGCCGGUGCUUUCGCUCAUGGCUUCUAUCUUGUAACGGAUAUAUAUGAUCAAGAGAGCAAAUGAAAAAAAAACUGGGAGUUGCAGCAGCCAUUCAACAAGAGCUCUAUAUUUCUCAGAUGUCUUUGUUUUCAGAUAAAUAAAUUUUGCUUUUGGGUUUAAAUCCCUUGACACAUCAAUCCAUUAGUCAUCUUGUGUAUCAGUUUCUACAUUUUUCAAUCCCAUUCUUGAUUUUUACAUCA